This is a messenger RNA of Mya arenaria, 1486 nucleotides long. Its product is annotated as actin, cytoplasmic-like. The transcript is spliced from 2 exons. NCBI's taxonomy places the organism in Eukaryota, Metazoa, Mollusca, Bivalvia, Myida, Myidae. Bases 88 to 1221 code for a protein of 377 amino acids. The record is from RefSeq and is a predicted model, not a curated record.
AGCGGCCCUCGUUCGAUGCUACAUUGCUCAGGGUUUCUCGACGUACGGUCGUCUUGAAAUUUGUGUGAAUCAUAUACAUUUAUUAUCAUGUGUGACGAGGCUGACGUUCAGGCUUUGGUGGUGGACAAUGGUUCUGGAAUGUGCAAAGCGGGUUUCGCCGGCGACGACGCACCCCGAGCAGUGUUCCCUUCCAUCGUCGGCAGACCCAGGCAUCAGGGUGUGAUGGUUGGUAUGGGUCAGAAGGACAGCUAUGUGGGAGACGAGGCCCAGAGCAAGAGAGGUAUCCUUACCCUCAAGUACCCCAUUGAGCACGGCAUCGUCACCAACUGGGACGAUAUGGAGAAGAUCUGGCAUCACACUUUCUACAACGAGCUCCGUGUGGCCCCCGAGGAACACCCCGUUCUUCUCACUGAGGCCCCUCUCAACCCCAAGGCCAACAGGGAAAAGAUGACACAGAUCAUGUUUGAGACCUUCAACACACCCGCCAUGUACGUGGCCAUCCAGGCCGUACUGUCCCUCUACGCAUCCGGUCGUACGACCGGUAUUGUGAUGGACUCAGGUGACGGUGUAUCACAUACUGUGCCAAUCUAUGAGGGUUACGCCCUGCCCCACGCCAUUCUCCGUCUGGAUCUGGCCGGAAGAGAUCUUACCGAUUAUAUGAUGAAAAUUCUAACCGAGCGCGGCUACUCCUUCACCACAACCGCCGAACGGGAAAUCGUCAGGGACAUUAAAGAAAAGCUGUGCUUUGUAGCUCUGGAUUUCGAACAGGAAAUGGAAAUUGCUUCAACAUCGAGCUCGCUUGAGAAGAGCUACGAGCUUCCCGAUGGACAGGUCAUAACCAUUGGCAACGAGCGUUUCCGGUGCCCAGAGGCAAUGUUUCAGCCAUCCUUCUUGGGAAUGGAGUCUGCCGGUAUCCACGAGACCACAUACAACAGCAUUAUGAAGUGCGACGUCGACAUCCGUAAGGAUCUGUAUGCUAACGUGGUGUUGUCCGGUGGAUCCACAAUGUUCUCGGGUAUCGCCGACAGAAUGCAGAAAGAGAUCACUUCGUUGGCCCCGGCCACCAUGAAAAUCAAGAUCAUCGCACCACCCGAGCGGAAGUACUCCGUGUGGAUCGGCGGCUCCAUCCUCGCGUCCCUGUCCACCUUCCAGCAGAUGUGGAUCUCCAAGCAGGAGUAUGACGAGUCCGGCCCUUCCAUCGUCCACAGGAAAUGCUUCUAAUCUAGACCCAUCUUUAAGCAAUCUGCGUAUAUGCAAUUUCUUGAUCACAAUACCUUACCAUUUCAGACAGGGAAUGCAUAUCAUCAAGCUACGGUUACACUGAACUAUUAUAAUUUUGGAUGUCUCAAAACAAAAAAAAGAAAUCCGUGCAAUUCUCUAUUUCGUAAUAAUAAACAAAAGCAUGCACGUUUGUUAAGUUUAUAUAUCUUGUUGUGUAAUUAUUUACAUGUAUACGUAUUGUUAUAAUUAAAUAAAAAAAUACUAA